GUGCUUGUCUCUUGCCCAUGUACCCGGGUUAGUACCCCGCCAUUUGCCGAUUUCUCCAACUUUCAUUCCUACCGACUUAAAAAAAAAAUUCGUGCAGGUGUUUUACAAGUCUGCAGUAACAAUAAUAUGGACAAGAUAAUUAUCUGGAACCAUCGGCAAAGUUAUAGUUACUCGGGUCAAAUAGGUAAACACGCUACAUUUCGCGUACUAAGUUAUGUAGAUCCUGAGAUCCUGAUGCACAAGCGACGAUAACGAUGGGUAAACUCAAGGCCGACAGGCUAUAAUCCUGGUCGGGAUAUUGAUAGGUGCAGUAGGUUACAGGACAAUUACAGGACAAUUACAGGACAUUGCAAGGGUUGGGAGUUGGGGGAGGCUGAGGAAAAUAACGGAAUAGAACCAAAGUCAAUUGCAUAUGACACCACACACCACCAACUUUCACCUUCUAGAUGCCGAUCCACCUAGGUUAGACUUGCAGGCUUCUUGGAACAAACCUCUAACCUACCUCGUUCAAGAUCUCUUACGGCUUGCUUUACGCGCUACGCAACGCAACGCAACGCCACAACAUCCUUGCUAGGGUACCGAGACAAGAAACAAAGAAAAGUCCUGUUCAGCUCUUCUUCCCGAUGAUGCAGGGUGGCCCGCUCCGGUUUGAAUUCGUGCCUUCAAUGCCUAAUCAAUGACAACGAAACUGCUGGCCAGUGGAAUGUCUCGCUCAAACUUCGCCAUCUCCACAUCUUCCUUCUCUCCUAUAUAUCCUCGGGCCCGUGCCAUGACUAGUAGACCGAAAAGUUACCUUAAGUCUACUUCCAUUGCCGGUGUUUUGUCCACUACCCCAGUUAAUCAAAUUAGAUAUCGAUAUUCCCCGUUUGUCUUCGGCUGCUAUUGUUCCUUCAGCUGCUAUAAUUGUGUCGUACUCCGAAAUUCGUCCAGUUUAAGAACCAUGAACGACCCAGUUGUCAGAACCGCUUCUCCCUACAUCGAUCCCGCAGUAAAGGGUCCAAAGUCUCAGCAACUCACCAAUGGUCAUUCCCAUUCUCUUCUUCAGCAUAACAAGAUGAUUUCCAACAACAAAGUCAACAAGACAGCCCUUCACCCUGGUGGUGUUGAACCCCACCAGGAAAGGGAGCACACGGAGCUAGAGGAGGAGCUGCACGAGAAGGCACACAUCGACUACGAUAGAGUUGCCAUUAUUCCUAACCCUUCAGUUGCUGCCUUGUACGAAGAUGCUCUUGUUUAUGAGAUGGGCUCGGCUAUCGCAUCGAGCGGUGCGUUGACGGCCUACUCUGGUGCAAAGACCGGCCGGUCACCUUCAGACAAGAGGAUUGUAAAAGAACCGUCGUCAGAAAACGAUAUCUGGUGGGGACCCGUUAAUAAACCAAUGGCUCCUGAGGUAUGGAAAAUCAACCGCGAACGUGCUGUCGACUACCUGAAUACCCGGACGAGAAUUUAUGUCAUCGACGGUUAUGCGGGUUGGGAUGAGAAGUACCGAAUCCGAGUUCGAGUUAUCUGUGCCCGUGCCUACCAUGCUUUGUUCAUGCGCAACAUGCUUAUCCGCCCUUCGCGAGAGGAGCUGGAGCAUUUCCACCCCGACUACACCAUCUAUAAUGCCGGAACUUUCCCGGCUAACAGAUAUACCGAAGGGAUGACCUCGGGAACUUCGGUCGCCAUUAACUUUGCCGAGAAGGAGAUGGUCAUCCUCGGUACUGAGUAUGCAGGCGAGAUGAAGAAGGGCAUCUUCACCGUAUUAUUCUAUGAAAUGCCUAUUAAACACAAUGUACUUACUCUUCAUUCCUCUGCAAACGAAGGCAAGAAUGGCGAUGUCACGCUUUUCUUCGGCCUUUCCGGAACUGGCAAGACAACUCUAUCUGCCGAUCCUAACCGAGCUUUAAUCGGCGACGACGAGCACUGCUGGAGCGAGCGCGGCGUCUUCAACAUCGAGGGCGGUUGCUAUGCAAAGUGCAUCGGCCUCUCGGCAGAGAAGGAGCCAGAUAUUUUCGGCGCUAUCCGCUUCGGCUCUGUUCUCGAGAAUGUUGUCUUUGACCAAGAGACCAGAGAGGUCGACUAUGACGACGCUACCCUUACCGAAAAUACGAGAUGUGCCUAUCCCAUUGAGUAUAUCAACAACGCCAAGAUCCCGUGUCUGUCGGAAAACCAUCCCAGCAACAUUGUCCUAUUAACCUGCGACGCGCGUGGCGUAUUACCACCGAUAUCAAAGCUCAACAGCGCACAGACAAUGUUCCAUUUCAUUUCCGGUUAUACCUCCAAGAUGGCUGGUACUGAGGAUGGUAUAACAGAACCUCAAGCCACUUUCUCAUCGUGCUUUGCUCAGCCUUUCCUCGCUCUGCACCCUAUGAGGUACGCGAAGAUGCUAGCGGACAAGAUAGAAAAACACUCAGCGAAUGCUUGGCUUCUGAAUACCGGUUGGGUCGGUGCCGGCUAUAUCCACGGCGGCAAGCGCUGCCCGCUCAAGUACACUCGCGCAAUCUUAGAUGCCAUUCACUCAGGUGAAUUAGCAAAGGCCGAGUAUGAGACGUAUGAAGUUUUUAACCUCCAGGUUCCCAAGACAUGCCCCGGAGUGCCUUCAGAGCUGCUCAACCCCAGGACUGCCUGGACUGCAGGGACAGACAGUUUUAGCGAAGAAGUCAAGAAGCUUGGUGGACUAUUCGUCGAGAACUUCAAGAAGUACGAUUCAGAAGCUACAGACGACGUCAAGGCGGCUGGACCGGCCGUUUAAAAAAAAAUACAAGACGCUCCACGGCAUCUUUUCUUAUUUAUGAUGUCUUCUUUUUCAUCAGUUUGGAGUUGAGCAUCUGGCAUGAUUUUAGGGAAUGACGCAUCCGCGGAAUGAUAACCACGGUCGGUCUGCGCAAAUACACCGGAUGCGAAACCAGACGAAUAAGAGCUGGCUGUAUAAAUCGAACACGAGGAUACCGAGUAAUUAUACACGGCGUAAGAAUGCUUUGGUGAAGCACUAUCCAUUGUCGGGGUGCAAUCGAAAUUAGAUAGUCUUUUCCUUAUGAAACAAAAGUUAGGAUAUAAUAAUCCAAAGAAAUUCGUUUCA
This is a messenger RNA of Daldinia decipiens, 3061 nucleotides long. Its product is annotated as phosphoenolpyruvate carboxykinase-domain-containing protein. Bases 677 to 2734 code for a protein of 685 amino acids. Gene Ontology annotation, biological process: gluconeogenesis. Lineage: Eukaryota; Fungi; Ascomycota; Sordariomycetes; Xylariales; Hypoxylaceae. The transcript has 10 exons. Gene Ontology annotation, cellular component: cytosol. The record is from RefSeq and is a predicted model, not a curated record. Gene Ontology annotation, molecular function: phosphoenolpyruvate carboxykinase (ATP) activity; ATP binding.